Messenger RNA from Camelina sativa (false flax), 905 nucleotides. Its product is annotated as protein LURP-one-related 3-like. Lineage: Eukaryota; Viridiplantae; Streptophyta; Magnoliopsida; Brassicales; Brassicaceae. The record is from RefSeq and is a predicted model, not a curated record.
AAACUUCAUUACUACUACUAGAUCGUAUAAAUGUCGAAGAAGACAUACUAUUAUUCAAUGCCAACCACAAAGUUUUUCAAUAUAUGCAAAUAAACAGUCGAACGAUCGAGACCAAAGUUCCAAUUAACCGGACUUUUUCAGCGAAGAACAUGGUGAAGAUUCAUCCUGAUGACAAGGCAUUUCCGGAGGAUUCUGACGUCGGAAAGGACAAGGUUUCGCCGUACUUAACGACGGAUAAAGAGAGUUUCACAAUUUGGAUGAGAUCUCUUGUGUUCCAUAGCAAAGGCUGCACAGUUUAUGAUUCCAAAGGAAGCUUAAUCUAUCGAGUGGAUAAUUAUAACUCCAAGAGUUGCAGUGAAGUUUACCUUAUGGAUUUAUACGGCAAAGUCUUGUUUACUUUACGUCAAAAGAAAUUGAGAUUAUUCAAAUCUUGGGAAGGAUAUAACUCAACCGGGACAAGAUUUCGAGUAAGUAAGAACUUCAAGAUUUCAUCAAGAGAUUCAUCUUCAUCAUACAAUGUUGUCAUGGGAUCGCGACAAACUGAUGGUGAUCAACCAUCUUGCUAUAAGAUUGUAAACCGCAGAUCGGAUUUCACAAUCGAGGAUGGAUCAGGAAGACUAAUGGCACAAGUUCAAAAGAAACAAUCGGAUAUCAAAGGUUUGGAUCUUGGAAAAGACGUGCUAACAACGAUGGUGGAGCCACAAGUUGAUCAUUCUUUAAUAAUGGGUAUUGUCAUAGCUUAUAGUCUUCUCAAAUGUAAAUUGUGAUCAUUUUUGGGUGAGAUUGAACUAUUUUGUAAAGUUUAGGGUAGUAAAUAAAAAUAUACAAAUAUUUGAAGAGCAAGAUGUUAAUAUCUUUGUUAAUUACAGUUUUAGGGGGGUGUAUUGGAUAGAACAUUUUGGAUG